Molecule: messenger RNA, 243 nt
Organism: Echinococcus granulosus
Lineage: Eukaryota; Metazoa; Platyhelminthes; Cestoda; Cyclophyllidea; Taeniidae
Exons: 3
Coding region: 1-243 (80 amino acids)
Source: RefSeq, a predicted model, not a curated record
AUGACAUGGUGGUGUAGAACCACAGGUGUUAAUCAUUCUCACCCUGAACGGGUCCAACAAAUGUCCUUUCAAAAGAGUGCAAGCAAUUUCAAAAAGGGAUUUGCCGCUGCGGGCGUUUUGAUGGGCCUGAGUUUCCUUGGGUUCUUUGCUUCAAUCAAGUACACGGAACGCCUCCAACGGGAGCACUGGCGGAAGAAACGUGAAAUACUACGCCAGAGGGAAACAUCCGAACGUGGCUCGUGA